AUGUUACAACUGAAGCAAAUCUCGCGGCUUCUUACCCAAGCACUCACCCCCAUCCCUUCGCACAACAGCCAUACAUUGUCCAGCACCACAUUAGCGACGUCACCGCUUUCAUUAUCUCUACUUUCACCCAGUGGUAUUCCUCUCACCACCGUACUCAACACAAUAUUGCUCACUGAGAUUGGCUUGUCGCCAGAUAACCUCAAAAUUUACUCGUUGGUGGGUUUCAAUCACAUUCAAAACGACUCGUGGGGCUUACUAGAGGUCGAGAAAGGACUUAAAUUGGUGAUAAGGAGAUUGGAUAUCGAGAACGGGGAUCAUAAGGACGAUACUACUGCAAGUGAAGGAAACCAUUUGUACGUGAUUCUCUUUUAUAAUGAACAGUUUCCCGAUGCCAUAGCCAAGCUCAAGCUAGACAAUGUCAGCGAGAUCUUGAAUGCGGGACUAAAAGGGUACAGAGGAUAA
Suhomyces tanzawaensis NRRL Y-17324 is the source of this 462-nucleotide messenger RNA. RefSeq lists its product as uncharacterized. The coding region runs from base 1 to 462 and encodes 153 amino acids. NCBI's taxonomy places the organism in Eukaryota, Fungi, Ascomycota, Pichiomycetes, Serinales, Debaryomycetaceae. The transcript has a single exon. Gene Ontology annotation, cellular component: Ragulator complex. Gene Ontology annotation, biological process: signal transduction. The record is from RefSeq and is a predicted model, not a curated record.